Molecule: messenger RNA, 495 nt
Organism: Phaeodactylum tricornutum CCAP 1055/1
Lineage: Eukaryota; Bacillariophyta; Bacillariophyceae; Surirellales; Neidiaceae
Exons: 1
Biological process (GO): cellular response to oxidative stress
Cellular component (GO): cytoplasm
Molecular function (GO): peptide-methionine (S)-S-oxide reductase activity
Source: RefSeq, a predicted model, not a curated record
GAGGUGGCAACGUUUGCUCUAGGAUGUUUCUGGGGUGCAGAAUUGGCCUUCCUUCGCGUCCAAGGCGUUGUCGGGACCAAAGUCGGUUAUUCGCAAGGGAUUACUCGCGAUCCAACCUACGAAAAAGUAUGUUCCGGUGGCACUCAACAUCGCGAAGCGGUCAUGGUGGUCUACGACGCUAACGUCGUUUCGUACGCAACCUUACUGGGCGUGGCGAUGGAAAGACUCGCCGUCACGACGUCGUCCUACGAUACCUAUCGCAUGUUUGAACAGGACGAGGACAGUCGGCAGUACAAACACGGAGUCUACUAUCACAACCCCGAGCAGCAACGUCUCGCUCACGAGUUUUCGGAAUCCAGCAACAACCGAUUCGGCAUCGAGCUCCUGAUGGCUUCCACUUUUUACGACGCGGAAGAAGAUCACCAAAAGUAUCUUUACAAGGGUGGCCAGAGCGCGCGCAAGGGAGCCAAGGAAACCAUCCGGUGUUUCGGGUGA